AUGAGUGAAGAAGUAGCUGUCUUGCUCUCCCGUCCCGCCCACCUCUCCCUGCCUCUCUCCGACCUCCCGCCUUACCUCCUGCCCCACCUCUCCUCCCUCCGCUCCCUCCACCUCUCCCUCUCUGCUCCCCACCAUCCACUCCUCUCCGGUCGCCCCUUCCACUCACUCUCCCGCCUCUCCCUCCUCCACCUCUCCCUUGGCUCUCCCACCACCGGCCUUUCCGAGCCUCUUCUGCCGGACCUGGCAAUGGCACGUGCAGACCCACUGCCCACAUGCAGACCCACUGCCCACAUGCAGACCCACUGCCCACAUGCAGACCCACUGCCCACAUGCAGACCCACUGCCCCAGCAGCAGCACACGCUCGCAUUGAUGGGCGAGCUGCCGCGCCUGACCCACUGGCCAUCCAUGACUCGCCAUGGCCGUCCCACCCCCCCAUGCACGCACCCACCAUCCUGCCGCACCUCCUCCCCAACCUCACCUUCCUGCGCAUCCACUCCCCCCCACGUGCGCCCCUGCCCGUGCUGCGUCACCUGCGCACGCUCAUAGUGGGGUCCUACCCGCACUCCUCGCGCUUCCUCGCCGCGCUCUCACUCUUCCCCGCCCUCACGGCCCUCCGCAUAUUUAACCUCUCCACGCACAACCACCACUCAGCCCUCGCAUGCCCUCCCCACCUCAAAUCGCUCCAAAUCUUCCACUCCCUCACUCCCCUCCUCCCCGACUGCCUGCGCCUCUUCUCCUCCCUCACUCGCCUCCAUCUUUUCCAGUCUACACCGCUCCGCGCCCUCCCCUCCUUCCUCUCCUCCUUAUCCUCCCUCACCCACUUGAAAUUGGGUCGUGGCUACAACCCUGUUGUGGUGCCUGUGGGGCUUCAAGGGUAUCUGCAGGGGAGAGGCUGGGCGCGAGAGCAGGAGGAGGAGCAGAAAAGGAAGGGGCAUCAAGGGAGAAAACCGAAGACAGAUUGGGAGAUUGAGGAGGAGAGGAGAAGGAAGAUGAUGUUUCAGAGUGUGUUUGAGGGAUCGGAAGCGAGUGGCAGCAAUCAUGAUUUGCACGAUCAACGGAAGUUAACACCAGAGGAGGUUCCAGCAGGGGCGUUACAGCAUCCAAAGCACAGCAGUAGCAGCAAUAGUGAGGAGAGCAGCACUCCCAAUGGCACACAGCUGCUGCAGUUGCCACCUGCGGUGCUACAAGGCAUGCUGCAGCUGCCACCUGUGGUGCUACAAGGCAUGCUGCAGCUGCCACCUGCGGUGCUACAAGGCGUGGUGCAGCUGCCACCUGCGGUGCUACAAGGCGUGCUGCAGCUGCCACCUGCGGUGCUACAAGGCGUGGUGCAGCUGCCACCUGCGGUGCUACAAGGCGUGCUGCAGUUGCCACCUGCGGUGCUACAAGGCGUGGUGCAGCGGGUGCAGAGUCCUGUGGACCAGGGGAGAGUGAGACCGCCUGUUUGCAGCAGUCACAGCAUGAUGAGCCACCACGAGACAAGAGCAGAAGCAGCUUUCAGCGGUUCUCCUCUCUUCUCCUCCUCGUGGCUCCCCUCCGACUCUCCCUUCUGGGUCAUCCACUCCUCCCCCACCUCCUCCUCCAUGCUCCCAUCCUCCUACCCUCCCUUCACCCUCCCCCCUCCCAUCACCCUCUCCUCCCUCUCCACCUGCUUGGUGCCCCCUCUCCCCUCCCCCUCCUCACUCGCCCACACCCUCGCCAACUACCCCAACCUCUCUACGCUCGCCCUUCCCCUCGUCUCCACCACGGCCUGCCCCCUCCGCCCCUCGCAUUUGCGCUCUCUGCUUGCUGCUGCUGCCGCUCUCCCUGCUCUCACCUCCCUCUCCUUGCUCCUGGAGCCCGGCUUCUCAGCCAACCACGAGUGUGGCUAUGGACGGGACGACUGGAGGGCGGCUGCUGGGAUGGAGAGGAAGGUGGGGCGAUGGUGGGGGGAGGCGAACCAGGAGAUGGAGAGGGGGCUGUUUGCCGUGCUGAAGAGAUGCCGAAGAACACAUGCCUCCUCAGCUCUCCCUCUCCUCCCCCUUCGCCCACCUCCGCUCCCUCCGAUCGCUCUCCCUGCAUGUGCCAAGCACCCUCAGCCGCUACUACCACCCUGGGGCAGCUGGAGCAGUGUCUCUGACGACCUGCUGCUGGGUCUGCUCUCCUGCCUCUCCUCCCUCUCCCUGCACCUCCCCGUCUCCACCAUGCCCUCUUCCUUCUCCUGCCUCACUUCCCUCACUUGCCUCGACACCAACCUCUGGAUUUCGGGACUGGAGGACGCAGAGCAAGGGUUGGUAGUGGAGGACGCAGAGCAAGGGUUGGUAGUGGAGGACGCAGAGCAAGGGUUGGUAGUGGAGGACGCAGAGCAAGGGUUGGUAGUGGAGGACGCAGAGCAAGGGUUGGUAGUGGAGGACGCAGAACAAGGCAUGGUUGGCUGGCGCAGAAACGACGAGGAGUGGAGGGCGCCUGUGUGUCAGCAGCUCAAGGUGCUGCAGCUGGUGACGUCAGGCCGCGCUUCCAUUGUCGACAUGUCUCUCGACCCUGCCCUGGAGCACAUGGCACUCGCUGCCAGCUCAUAUGUGGCCUGGAAGGUGGGGAGUGGCUUCUCUGCCAACCUUUGCUUCCUGCACUUGGACCGUGGAAAGCUGUCGGGAUAUGACAGUGAACCCCGGCUGACGCAGCUCACGGCGCUCACCACUCUGGUGGUGGACAAUGCUGACUGCCGGGACUUCCUUGCAUGCCUCUCCUGCUUCUCCUCCCUGCACACCCUCCGCCUCUCCAACAUCACCAGAGGCUGCUCCGAGCCUAUCUCACGUGCCCGCCUCUCCUCGCCACGCUUCAAAUCUGUCGCUGCGACCUGCCGCACCUGCCAUCCUCACUGCUCAAAUCCUCACUCGUCUCCACCAUUUCAGACUCACCGCAGAUGGCCCCAUGCCCAAUGUGCCGGCAUGCCUGAGAGAUUUUCUCAUAGGAAGGGACUUGUAUGA
This is a messenger RNA of Closterium sp. Naga37s-1, 2964 nucleotides long. Lineage: Eukaryota; Viridiplantae; Streptophyta; Zygnematophyceae; Desmidiales; Closteriaceae. The record is from the annotation of a GenBank genome assembly.